CCCCCAGCACGUACACUCAUCCAGAGCCACCUUAAAAGCAGGAGGCAAUUGUGAGGUUGCUGGCCAGCAAGUGGAGUGAAGACCGUAGAGUCCUCAAGUCCCCAAAGUCCCAGGACCUGCAUCUUCCAGGGAUACCAUGUUGGUCUUCACUCUGCUGCUGGAGGUGAUUUGGAUCCUGGCUGCAGAAGCGGGUCAGCACUGGACACACGAGGGCCCACAUGGUCAAGACCACUGGCCAGCCUCUUACCCUGAGUGUGGAAGCAAUGCCCAAUCCCCCAUCAAUAUCCAGACAGACAGUGUGACUUUUGACCCUGAGUUGCCCGCUCUGCAGCCCCACGGAUAUGACCAGCCUAGCACUGAGCCUUUGGACCUGCACAACAAUGGCCACACAGUGCAACUCUCUCUGCCCCCUACCAUGUAUCUGGAGGGACUUCCCCGGAAAUACGUAGCUGCCCAGCUCCACCUGCAUUGGGGUGAGACAGGAUCCCUUGGGGGAUCAGAGCACCAGAUCAACAGCGAGGCCACAGCUGCGGAGCUCCACAUUGUACAUUAUGAUUCUGAUUCCUAUGACAGCUUGAGUGAGGCCGCUUCAAAGCCUCAGGGCCUGGCUGUCUUGGGCAUCCUCAUUGAGGUGGGUGAGACCAAGAAUCCAGUUUAUGAACACAUUCUGAGUCACUUGCAUGAAAUUAGGCAUAAAGUCUGUUCUCCUCCAGAUCAGAAGACUUCAGUGCCUCCCUUCAAUGUGGGAGAGCUGCUGCCCCCACAGCUGGACCAGUUCUUCCGCUACAAUGGCUCCCUCACCACACCCCCCUGCUACCAGAGUGUGCUCUGGACCGUCUUCAAUCGAAGGGCUCAGAUUUCAAUGGGACAGCUGGAAGAGCUCCAGGAGACAUUGUUCUCCACAGAAGAGGAGCCCUCUAAGCUCCUGGUACAGAACUACCGAGCCCCCCAGCCUCUCAAUCAGCGAACAGUCUUUGCUUCUUUCAUCCAAGCGGAAUCGUUGUAUACUGCAGGUGAAAUGCUGAGUCUGGGAGUGGGAAUCUUGGUUGGCUGUCUUUGCCUUCUACUGGCUGUUUAUUUCAUCGCCAGGAAGAUUCGGAAGAAGAGGCUAGGAAACCGGAAAAGUGUGGUCUUUACCUCAGCACGAGCCACAGAGGCAUAGACUCCCUCACCAACAUCAUGGAUGCUUUCCCCUCAUGCCAGUCAGGGAGCUUCUAAAAUGAGGUGCAGGGACUGGCCAGAAAAUACUGUAGGAGUAGUGGGCAGACAGCCCUCCUUCCACCAGACACCCCCUACAGAGAGGCAUGGACAGGCUUUUGUUCUGGAGUAAGAGCAGAGCCUUCAACUUCUCAAAACAUAUAGGUCAGGACAACACUAUGUUGACAAUGAAGAUGGCAAACUGUGUUUAGUUGUAGGGGAAGCUGGGGAUGUACCCCCAAAGUCCUCCACCCCCUUACCUUUAUGUCCCUUUCCCUAGAUAUAGUGCAGGACCUCCCCUUGGGAAAAAGAGUUGCUGCUGUUGGGGUUAUAUUUUUUGGCUCAAUAUAUCUGGAAAUUAAAGUUUC
Messenger RNA from Ailuropoda melanoleuca (giant panda), 1565 nucleotides. RefSeq names its product carbonic anhydrase 14 (gene CA14). Gene Ontology annotation, cellular component: plasma membrane. The record is from RefSeq and is a predicted model, not a curated record. Lineage: Eukaryota; Metazoa; Chordata; Mammalia; Carnivora; Ursidae. Gene Ontology annotation, molecular function: zinc ion binding; carbonate dehydratase activity. The coding region runs from base 137 to 1162 and encodes 341 amino acids. The transcript is spliced from 12 exons.